This is a messenger RNA of Dovyalis caffra, 180 nucleotides long. The record is from the annotation of a GenBank genome assembly. Lineage: Eukaryota; Viridiplantae; Streptophyta; Magnoliopsida; Malpighiales; Salicaceae.
AUGGCUCACCAAAUGGACGGGAGAUUGCUAGCUUACUUUCAUGCGUCUCAUUUGGCUAAUAUUGCUGGUCUCCCACCACCAGUGGAAAGGAACCCUCUUGAAAAGGCAGAGAUGCCCAUAUAUAAAAGGAAGGCAAAGUUAGAGAGUGAUGUUACUGUUGCAUGCGGUUGCUUUUCUUAG